Symbiodinium necroappetens is the source of this 633-nucleotide messenger RNA. Lineage: Eukaryota; Dinophyceae; Suessiales; Symbiodiniaceae. The record is from the annotation of a GenBank genome assembly.
AUGGCGUCCCUUGCGCGGCUGAUUCUGUUGUGGAGCUGUGUGCCACCGGCGCUGGCCGCGUGUGAUCCGUCGCUCAGUGACUCGUGGUGGGAUGCGUGGAGAGCAAGCGGGGACGCCGGUGGCAUCCGUCAGGUGGCGCUGACCAAUCGCGAUCGCUGUGCCUACAUCGCUUUGAUUCGGAGAAUCCGCUCGGAAUCGCCCAGCUUCAGGGUGUUGGACAUUGGUGCAGUGGGGUAUCCGUGGAGCAUACAUGCAGGGCUGACUGAUGUCAUUUUCGAUUUUCAGGCCACGCAUUCGCCGAACUGCUUUUCACGAGAUGACAUGAUUGGAGCUCAGAAUUGUUGUUCUUCCAAAGGUGACGCUUGUUUUGAUCACUUGUUCACCCGUGAGCGAUGUUGCCGAGGGGAACAACCCAUUUUUCUAGGCUUGAUCGAUGGAGACGUAACCAACACCGAGGGUGCUGGUUGGGCAAGCUUGUUCCGCUUGGUGCAGAUGACUGGGAAGUUUGACUUGGUGAUUACUUCGCACCUGUUGGAAGAUUUGACGGAUCCAACUGCUUUGGUUCGGCAGCUUCCGAAAGUGGCGCAUGCCGGGCUGGUGGUGGUGCCUUGCAAGUUCAACGAGUUGGUCCGA